GAAAGGUUGAAUGGGCAAAUCCUCUCGAGACAAACGCGAUAUAUAUUAUCGCCUUGCCAAAGAAGAGGGAUGGCGAGCCAGAAGUGCUUACAAAUUGAUGCAAAUCGAUGAUGAAUUUGGAAUUUUGAAAUCAUCUGAUUCAGACCCUUUGGAGCGGGUAGUGGACUUAUGUGCCGCCCCUGGGAGUUGGUCACAAGUUCUGGCGAAACGUUUAUGGGAACCGAAAUCGGCGGAGAACCGCGAAAAGGUCAAAAUAGUGGCUGUUGACCUUCAAGCUAUGGCUCCGAUACCCGGUGUCAUUCAGAUCCAAGGUGAUAUCACAACCAGGAAAACACCUAACGAAAUUAUCGAGCGUUUUGAAGGGAAGCUCGCCCAACUUGUUGUUUGUGAUGGGGCUCCCGACGUUACCGGGCUUCAUGACCUGGACGAGUAUGUGCAAUCUCACUUAAUUCUCGCUGCACUCACAAUUUGCUCGCGUAUCUUACAACAUGGUGGAACCUUCGUAGCAAAGGUCUUUCGUGGUCGAGAUGCUGGACUGCUUGGCUCUCAGCUUCGGUGUCUCUUCGAUGGACAGGUCACCUUCGCGAAGCCCAAGUCCAGCCGAAACUCCAGCUUAGAAGCCUUCGUUGUUUGCCAAGGAUUUUCCGGUCCCCGUAUGCUCAGUUCGUCUAUAGAUCCCGAUCAGAGCAGUACAGAAGACGAUACACCUUUGUUCCUGCAGUGGUACAAACCGGAAAAUUUUGAGGAGGUCACCCCGGAACAAAAGACAAUUCUUCCUUUCGUUGCCUGCGGUGAUUUAUCCGGAUAUGAUGCCGAUCUUUGCUACGCCCUUGACGAAGACUAUGUUCAAAGACCCCCAGUGCAAGAACCUAUCAAUCCGGUGUACUCGGACGUGUCUCGGCGUGCCCGGUCCGCAAAACACAAGGCGGAACCAGACACAGCAGCCGCGGAACCUUCAUACAAGACAGAAUUAGUAGACCAGGUCGUGACAGAUCUGAUGCGGGCGGUUUGUGUGAGCAAGCAGUGACGUGUUUCUGCCUUCUUAAAUAUGUAUAUUAAUUGAAUAAAAAUACUAACUGAGUAAUCUUCAUGUUCUGUGAAGUUUACCCACCCUUUUUCACAGCAAAUGAUCGGCCUUUCAUUUUGUGUUUUCUUUUAUCCGAAGUUACCACUGACCAUAUUAUUGGUGUCCUUUUGUCCCUAAUAAUGAAAUGGAC
This is a messenger RNA of Opisthorchis viverrini, 1217 nucleotides long. RefSeq lists its product as hypothetical. Lineage: Eukaryota; Metazoa; Platyhelminthes; Trematoda; Opisthorchiida; Opisthorchiidae. The coding region runs from base 11 to 1027 and encodes 338 amino acids. Gene Ontology annotation, biological process: tRNA methylation; cytoplasmic translation. Gene Ontology annotation, molecular function: tRNA methyltransferase activity. Gene Ontology annotation, cellular component: cytoplasm. The transcript is spliced from 5 exons. The record is from RefSeq and is a predicted model, not a curated record.